Molecule: messenger RNA, 1079 nt
Organism: Lobosporangium transversale
Lineage: Eukaryota; Fungi; Mortierellomycota; Mortierellomycetes; Mortierellales; Mortierellaceae
Product: cytochrome C1 family-domain-containing protein
Exons: 6
Coding region: 82-1008 (308 amino acids)
Biological process (GO): mitochondrial electron transport, ubiquinol to cytochrome c
Molecular function (GO): heme binding; electron transfer activity
Source: RefSeq, a predicted model, not a curated record
CGCAAAGGAGAGAGCACAAACAAAUCCAUCAUUCCCUUUCUCUUUUUCAUCACCAAUCACACCCCCUUUCCCUCCGUCACUAUGCUUCGCCUGUCUGCCCACUCGACUCGCAAGGCUGUUCAGCGUCUUGCUGUUCAGGCUCGCUACCAAUCUACCAGCGCAAAUGCUACCACCAGCAUGAACGCCAAAAAUAUCUCUAUGGCUGCUGCUGGUGUCGCCACCGUCGGCGCUCUUGCUUACCUCUCCAUGGAAUCAGUUGAUGCCAACAUGCUUGCUGAUGGUCUUCAUCCCCCAGCACUUCCUUGGGAGCACAAGAAGAACCUUUCUACCUUUGAUCAUGCUGCUAUUCGACGUGGUUAUCAGGUUUAUAAGGAGGUUUGCGCUGCUUGCCAUUCUCUUGACCGUAUUGCCUGGCGCAACUUGGUUGGCGUCUCGCACACUGAGGCUGAGGUCAAGGCCAUGGCUGAGGAGAACGAGUACACUGAUGGCCCCAACGAUGUUGGAGAUAUGUUCCAGCGCCCCGGAAAGCUUUCGGAUUAUAUGCCCCGCCCCUACGCCAAUGAGGAACAGGCUCGCGCUGGUAACGCUGGUGCUCUCCCCCCAGAUCUUUCGUUGAUGAUCAAGGCUCGUCACGGUGGCGCUGACUACGUCUACUCCCUGUUGACCGGUUACCAGGAUCCUCCAGCUGGUAUUGAAAUCCGUGAGGGCCUGAACUUCAAUCCUUACUUCCCUGGUGGAGCCAUUGGUAUGGCUCGUGUGUUGUACGAUGGGCUUGUCGAGUACGAGGACGGCACACCCGCCACUACCUCACAGAUGGCUAAGGAUGUCACUAUUUUCCUCAGCUGGGCUGCUGAGCCUGAGAUGGAUGAGCGUAAGAAGAUGGGCAUGAAGGCAUUGACCCUCCUGACCAUCUUAACAGGUCUCUCAAUCUACCUUAAGAGGCACAAAUGGGCUGCACUCAAGACCCGCAAGAUUUUGUACAAUCCUCCUACACCAAAGAAGCACUAAACUAUGAUCCCUUCUAUUUUUGACGAUGUCCAUGCCCUAGAAUUAUAAUCACCAACCUUUUUCCUCUCAUA